CAACGAUGGGUGGGCGGGACAGGCAACUUCCAACCCAUCCUGCAACACAGCGUUAACAGAGAAAAGAGCAGCCAACAACACGACACACAGCAACCAAUUACUACCACUUCCCAGGACCAGGAAGACGAACAACACGCAGCAAGAUGGGUGUCAUGGAAAAAAUCAAGGAAAUCGAGGCCGAAAUGGCCCGGACCCAAAAGAACAAGGCGACGAACUAUCACCUAGGUACCCUCAAGGCCAAGCUCGCUAGGCUCCGAAACGAGCUCUUUGUGGAGCAAUCGGGCGGAAGCGGAGGAAGCUCCGGAGAGGGUUUCGACGUCGCACGAAACGGUGACGCCCGGGUGGCCCUGAUCGGGUUUCCCUCCGUCGGAAAAUCCACCCUCCUGGGCGCCCUGACGGCAACCGAGUCCGAGGCGGCUGCCUACGAGUUUACGACCCUGACGUGCAUCCCCGGUGUGAUGCGGUACAAGGGGAGCAAGGUGCAGGUUCUGGAUCUCCCCGGUAUCAUUGAGGGCGCCGCCCACGGAGCGGGAAGGGGAAAGGAGGUCAUUGCCGUGGCCCGGAACGCCGACGCGAUCCUGAUCGUCCUGGACGCCGGAAAGGAGGGCCUCAACCGCCACCGCGAGAUUCUGGAGCGGGAGCUAGAGACCGUCGGGAUCCGUCUCAACCAGCGCCCGCCGGACGUGAAGAUCAGCAAGCGAAAAAUGGGGGGCGGCAUACGGUUUUCGAGCACGGUGCCCCAGACGAAACUCGGCCCGGAACCCGAAAAGGUCGUCACGCAGAUUCUCCGCGAGUACAAGAUCAUCAGUGCCGACGUGCUGGCGAGGGAAGAAAUCACGGUCGACCAGCUGGUGGACGUCGCCCUCGGCAACCGCGAGUACAAGCCGGCCCUGUACCUGUACAACAAGAUCGAUACCAUCACGAUCGAGGAAGUCGAUCAGCUGGCGCGCCAGCCCCAUUCGAUCGUCGGAAGCGUCAACAAAAAGUGGAACAUCGGCCAGCCCCUGGAAGACGACGCAUUGAAGCAAAAAAUGUGGGAGUACCUGGGUUUGACUCGAAUUUAUACCAAACGAAAGGGGUCGCCCCCGGACCUCGAAGAACGUAAGUAACACCGACUGCUCUUGGCUAGGCUAGUCUCGAUCCGACGAGGCGAGACAAAGCGGGAUCCGAUCCGACCAGGCCAGAGCUGGCUCGAUCCGACGCGACGCGAUGCAACGCGACGGAAUCCGAUUAUAUCCGGCCAGUACUCUCUCGAAACCUUUCGUUCGCUCGAUCCGACUCCCUUGCUCACGCACCCUGCCCCCCGUUCGUUCGUUCGUUCGCUCGCUCUGUUUCUGCCGCUCCCGCUCCAGCCGUUGUGCUGUCGGACAUCCGAAAGGGAACCACCGUCAGGUCCCUCUGCGCCAACAUCUCCACCCAGAUGCUCCGGGACUUCAAUUACGCUCUUGUGUGGGGCAAGAGCGCCGUGCACGCGCCGCAGCGGUGCGGCCUCACGCACAGGCUGGACGACGAGGACGUGGUCCAGAUCGUGACCAAGACGAUCAAGCAGCAGCAGAACUCGUCGAGCUACGCGAUGCUUGCGCAAGAGUACCAAGACAAGCACUCGAAAAAGAGGCUGGAGGCCAAGAAGCAAAAGCAGAAGAGGCUGCGUGGUUGAGUCGCACCGCGUUGCGUCACGUCUUGGUUCCACGAAAGCAAACCGUUGGUCCGGACUCUGUGCCGUGU
This is a messenger RNA of Pseudo-nitzschia multistriata, 1725 nucleotides long. The record is from the annotation of a GenBank genome assembly. Lineage: Eukaryota; Bacillariophyta; Bacillariophyceae; Bacillariales; Bacillariaceae.